GUGUGUGGUUCUGCUACUAAUUCUAUCAUCCCUCUUCUGACUCCCCCCUAAAACUAAAACCCCUUUCUCUUUCAAUGAAGAAAUCACCCAAUCAGUAGAAAAAGAAGAUAGAAAGAAAGCUGUGUUCUUCAUCUCUGUAUCCAUUGGAUUGAUUGGUUGACUGAAUGAGCUCUCAUGCCUUUAUUAGAUAUUGCUACAUCACAACCUACUUUCGGAAAUCAUUUUUGCACUUCUUCGAGGUAUCAGACAUUACUUCAUGGUAAUACUACAUCUGUUAAACUUGUUAAUUUUGGAAAGGAGAAGAGAUUGUUUUCUACAUGGGAGGUGUCAAUUCAGAUGCCAACAAAAGUUAGGUUUGAUAUGGGGGGUAAUAGACGAGGAAGAGCGCUGCUGAUUAAGGCAGUUGCUACGCUUGAGCCUAAGUAUUUGGUUCAGAGUGCAGAAGAUAGAAGUGCGAAUUUGGAACUGGGUUCAGAGGCGGCUUCGUCUCAGUAUCUUGGUGAAGAAGAUGAAGCCGAAGUUGAUGAAAGAGAGAGAUUAAGACGGUUGAGAAUCUCCAAAGCAAAUAAAGGGAAUGUUCCGUGGAACAAAGGCAGGAAGCACAGUGCAGAGACUCUACGCCGGAUCCGAGAAAGAACCAAAAUUGCUAUGCAAAAUCCUAAGGUUAAAAUGAAGUUAGUGAACCUGGGACAUGCUCAGAGUGAAGAGACAAGGAACAAAAUUGGGGUUGGAGUGCGAAUGGGGUGGCAACGGCGGCGUGAGAAGUUGAUGGUGCAAGAAACCUGCUGUUUUGAGUGGCAAAACUUGAUUGCAGACGCUUCUAGAAGAGGAUAUGCUGGGGAAGCAGAGCUGCAGUGGGAGUCGUAUGAAGUUUUGGAUGAACAGUUGAAGCGAGAGUGGAUGGAAAGCAUUGAGCAGAGGAGAAUGGCACCUAGGCCGAAGGGGAGUAAGAGGGCACCCAAAUCCCUCGAGCAAAGGAGGAAAAUAUCAGAAGCAAUAUCUGCCAAGUGGGCUGAUCCUAGUUAUCGUGAGCGGGUUUGUGAUGCUCUGAACAAGUAUCACGGAAUACCUGAAGGUAGAGAGAGGAAGCCAAGGAGAAAGCCUAGUGGAGAUAGAAACGCUGCGAGAAAGAAAGCUUAUAGUGAAGCUGAGAGUGACGCUAAACGCCGAGCGAAACCUAAGAUUAAGAAAAGUCGUGCAGCACCGUACAAGGAUCCAUUAGCGGAUUCUAAGUUGGAGAUGAUAAGGAAUAUCAGAGCGCAGAGGGCUGUUACAGAAACCAAGAAAAUAGAAGCUGUGGAACGUGCAAAGUUAUUGAUUGCGGAGGCUGAGAAGGCUGCCAAGGCCCUAGAGGUGGCUGCAACAAAGAGUCCUCUUGCACUAGCUUCUCUUAUGGAAACCAGGAAACUAAUUGCUGAAGCAACUCGUUCGAUCCAAGCUGCAGAGUCUGGGCAGAUUUCAUAUCUUGGAAACAAGAAGGACAGUUCUCCUUUUGACUUGAAUGAAGAUCUACUCGAAGAUGAAACAGGUGAAAAAGAUGAAAAUAUGCCUUCACCUGACCAGAAAGAAGUAAAUGGUACUCAUGUCUACUCUGACGCGAUAUCAGACUUCGAGUUUGGUAACUUUGAUCUUGAAGGCCUGCUGGAUGAUGACGAACUUUUGGAGAUGGAAGGUCUAGAUGAUGAUGACGAUGAUGAUUUCGUACCAGCUCAAGUAGAAGUCAAUGGUUACAGUCACAAGCUUGAUCCAAAAUCUGAACUAGCAGUUCCUGUUGAAGAAAUGCAAGAAGCUAUCAAGUCUCAAAGCACCGCGCAGGAAGUACCGGUGAGCAACAAGGCAGAAAAGACUAGUGUGCGUUCUAACAACACAACAGUCAAGAAGAAAUGGAUCCGUGGGAGACUAGUUGAAGUAGAAGAAGACUAGAAUUGGGCCUGCAAGAGAUAAAACCAAAACUGUUAAUGCUGGUUUCGAACUCUAAAAGUUUCCCGGUCUGACUCAAGAAGCCCUCACAAUCUGAACAGACCUGCAAGAUUGGAGAGGUACACUUGUGUUUUUUUCCUAACUAUGGCUUUUUGGAGUUCUAUAGUUAUUCAUAUAGUUAGGUAAGAUUUAGGGAAAUCGCAGUUAGCAGAUUAUCCGUUGGAUGGCUGUUGUUAUUGUAUAUGCUAAUGUUAAUGGAGACUCUGAUAAUCACAAACAGUAAUAGUUCCAAUAGUAUUAGUUCUUCUUCUUCUUCUACUCACAUUUUUCAUUUCUGUAAUUGUAUAAGCUGCAAUUUUGUCAACUUGUUACUGUUAGCCCUGCA
Messenger RNA from Papaver somniferum (opium poppy), 2305 nucleotides. RefSeq lists its product as uncharacterized. NCBI's taxonomy places the organism in Eukaryota, Viridiplantae, Streptophyta, Magnoliopsida, Ranunculales, Papaveraceae. Gene Ontology annotation, molecular function: DNA binding. The record is from RefSeq and is a predicted model, not a curated record. The transcript has 7 exons. Bases 175 to 1923 code for a protein of 582 amino acids.